GAUGUAUUGGCUAUUUACAACAUGAGAAAAGAACAAAUUUUUACAAUCACAUGUGAUAAUGCAUCAAAUAUGGUUAAGUUAAGUAAAAUUGUAAAUAUGAAUGAUGAAUGUGAAGCUGAAGCACCACAUAUUGAAGAGGAUUUGAUUAAUUUUGUGGAUUCAGAAGACAAUGAGAGUGAUGAUGAAUAUGCCAUUGAAGACGGAACAUUACUAUCAACAAAUGAUAUAGUAAAUCAACUUUUCAAUGAAGAAGUUGAUGAUCAUGGUUGGUUUUUAAAACAUAAUAGUAUUUUUUAUUUGUUUUUUUCUGUUCGUAAUUCAAAUAAUAAUAUAUUGUAAUUUAAUUUAUAUCUAGAUAACUUACAAGAAAUUAUUGUUGCUGCUAUGGAACCUAAAUCUAUAACAUCCUGUAUUAGAUGCUCUGUACACUCGUUACAAUUGUGUGUACUUGGUGGUAUAAAAUCAGCAGCUAUAUCUAAUUGCAUUCCCAAAGCUAGAGAGAUUGUAAAGAAACUAAGAACUCCCAAAUAUGCAUGUUGGCUGAAAAGGAAAAAUUUAAAAUAUGCAAUUAUCGAUAUUGAGACCAGAUGGAACUCAAUGUAUAACAUGCUCUAUAGGUUAUUAGAACUCAAAGAAUUCUGUUUGUCACAUGAGGAGACUAACUCAGACCUACAUCUAAAAAACUGUGAAUGGGAGUCUAUACAAAGUGUUGUUAGUUAAUUAUUUAAUUAUAUUAAUUUCUAAAAUAUUAAUUAUCUUCUUUUAAUCAUAAAUAUACUUAUUUUGGGUGCC
Molecule: messenger RNA, 792 nt
Organism: Acyrthosiphon pisum (pea aphid)
Lineage: Eukaryota; Metazoa; Arthropoda; Insecta; Hemiptera; Aphididae
Exons: 2
Coding region: 385-720 (111 amino acids)
Source: RefSeq, a predicted model, not a curated record